ACUAAUUGUAAAUUUGUUCAUUUUAAAAAUAAAUUUGUAAAUUCUGCACUGCUAAAACUAUUAAAUUAUAAGAGGUUAUGGGCGAUAGCAAAAAGGAUUCGUCCUAUGGAAUUUUGCAAUUUCAUGGAGAAAAUUUUGAAACUGGAGUUUUCGCGUGCAGCUUCAUUUAGAUGCACUGGAUCUCCUUGAUGUAAUAAAGGGGAUUCCUCCUGCGGAGCUGAACUUAAUCGAGCAGUUCAGCAAGAAGGAUAAGAAGGCGAAAUCAGUUUUGGUCAGCUUGAUUGCUGAUGAAUACCUGGAAUACGUGCGAGAGAAGAAGACUUCCAAGGAAUGUGGGCAGCAUUGGAAUGCACUUUUGCAAAGAAAUAUGUUUCGAGUCAAACGUUGAUACGGAAGCAAUUAUCAAAUUUAAAGAUGAAAAGGAAUGAUGAGCUUAUCCGUAAGCUAAAAUCGUCUGGGGCUACGGUUACCGAAAAUGAUCUCGUUGCACAAUUAUUUGUAACUUUACCAGACAUAUUCGAUCCUGUUGUAACGGCUCUUGAAAAUAUGAGGGAAGCGGAUCUUACGUUGGAUCUGGCAAAGCAGCGGCUUUUGGCUGAAGAAGCUAAACGUGUUGAUCGCGAGGAUGGGCAAACCGAAAACGACACGAUCGCAGCGUUCUCUGGAGAACAUACCUAA
This is a messenger RNA of Rhagoletis zephyria (snowberry fruit fly), 678 nucleotides long. RefSeq lists its product as uncharacterized. NCBI's taxonomy places the organism in Eukaryota, Metazoa, Arthropoda, Insecta, Diptera, Tephritidae. The record is from RefSeq and is a predicted model, not a curated record.